AUUGAAAGUGAAGGAACGAAGCGGAAAAAUCAAAGAGGAACCAAAAGUUCGAGCAACAGUGACACACACGGAAGAUAAAGACAAAGGACAGAUUGUAGCGUUAGCCUUUCUGCUGUAGGACGGUAGUUUGAAGAACGGUUUGGUGUUUUAUGUACAUAUUUGAGAGAUUUUAGUGGGGUGAAAUCCGUUCAGCUUCUUUUACCAACGGGCAGGUAACUCCUGCUGAAGAAACAUUCACAGAGUUGAAAGAAUGUAACGUCAAGUCCGACGAAGAGAUGAAUGAUAAAUAUGCUCUGCUGGAUUCCGCCAGGACACCAGUGAUCAUUUUACGCCGAAUAGAUCUCCCACAAUGCUGUGUGCGUAAAGAGGACCGGGUUGUCAGUGAGCUCAGCAACCAAAAGGGGAACUCCACUUUAGAUCAAGAGGAAAAAGAACAAAAAAGGUUCAAGGAGAAGAAGAAGCGCCUCUGCACCAGUAAAGAUGAAGAGCAGCUUGUGCUGAAACAGGAGACUGACAUUUUGGUGAAUCCCUCUAAUGUGCAAACAAUCCACAAUGAAACAGAACCACAGAGGAACCAACUCAUCUCUCAUGACUCUCCUGAGAGCCAGGAUCAGGAAGGAAGAAAUUCUGAAGACCCAAGAAAAAGAAAUGACAAGCAGAAACGAAAUGAAAUAUGUCAGAAAACCAAACGUCAGAAAGGUAAAACUGAGAGUUCAAAACAAAAAACACACAAGAAAGUUCACCCAGACCAAACAUUAUAUUCAUGUAAAAUUUGUGAUGAAUCCUUUAAUCAAGCAAGUUUAUUGACAACACACAUGAGAACUCACAUGGGCAAAAAGCCCUUCACAUGUUCAACUUGUGGAAAAAGUUAUGGCCACAAGGGUGGAUUAAUUUAUCAUAUGAAAGUUCACUCAGGUGAGAAACCUUUCUCAUGUGUGACCUGUGGAAAAAGUUUCAUAACCAAAUCUAUUUUAGUUGUUCACAUGAAGAUUCACACAGGUCAGAAGCCUUUCCCAUGUGUGACCUGUGGAAAAAGUUUUAAAUGUAAACGUUCUUUACUUGAUCACAUGACGAUUCACACAGGUGAAAAGCCUUUCUCGUGUGUGAAUUGUGGAAAAGGUUUCAUACGCAAAUCUCAUUUACUGGGUCACAUGAGGAUUCACACGGAUGAGAGGCCUUUUUCAUGUUUGAGCUGUGGAAAAAGGUUCAUCUUCAAAAGAAGUUUAACUGUUCACACAAGUACUCACACAGCUGAGAGACCUUUCUCUUGUGUGACUUGUGGAAGAAGUUUCAAAGGCAAAUCUCAAUUACAACAGCAUGCAAAGAUUCACACAUGUGAGAAGCCUUACUCAUGUAUGAAUUGUGGAAAACAUUUCACAUGCAAAUAUCUGUUACUUAUUCACAUGAGAACUCAUUCUGGUGAGAAGCCUUUCUCAUGUGGGACCUGUGGAAAAGGUUUCUCUCAAAGAAGUCAAUUAACUGUUCACAUAAGGACUCAUACAGGUGAGAAGCCUUUCUCAUGUGGGACCUGUGGAAAAGGUUUCUCUCAAAAAGGAUAUUUAACUCAUCACAUAAGGACUCAUACAGGUGAGAAGCCUUACUCAUGUGGGACUUGUGGAAAAAGUUUCUCUCUAAGUAGUAUAUUAACUAUUCACAUAAGGACCCAUACAGGUGAGAAGCCUUACUCAUGUGGGACUUGUGGAAAAAGUUUCUCUCAAAAACAUUUAACUGAACACCUGAGGACUCAUACAGAUGAGAGGCCUUACUCAUGCAAGUCUUGUGGAAAGAAUUACAAGACCAGAAAUGGUUUAUCUUAUCAUAUGAGGACACAUACAGGUGAAAAGCCUUUCUCAUGUGGGACCUGUGGAAAAGGAUUCCGUAUAAACAGCCAAUUAAGGGUUCACUUGAGUGCUCAUACAGCAGAGAAGCCUUUCUCAUGUGGGAUCUGUGGAAAAGGUUGCAGUCAGAAAGGAACUUUAGCUGUUCACAUGAGGACUCAUACAGGUGAAAAGCCUUUCUCAUGCGAGACUUGUGGACUAAGCUUCAUUAGGAAAUCAGGUUUACGUUCUCACAUGAGAGCUCAUACAGGUGAGAGGCCUUUCUCAUGUGUGACCUGUGGAAAAAGUUUUGCUCAAAAAUACAGUUUAACUUGUCACAUGAUGACUCAUACAGGUGAGAAGCCUUUCUCAUGUGGGACCUGUGGGAAAAGUUUCUACACAAAAAGCCCUUUAACUUCUCACAUGAGAACUCAUACAGAUGAAAGGCGUUUCUCAUGUGGUACUUGCGGAAAACGUUUCCAUUAUAAAUCAGCUUUAGAUUAUCACAAGAUGGCUCAUACAGGUGUGAAGCCUUUCUCAUGUGAAACAUGUGGAAAAAGUUUCCGUCAACAGUGCAUGUUAAAUGUUCAUAUGAAAACCCAUACAAGUAUGACAGGAUUCUCAGAAACUAGCCGUUUGAAAGCAGAGUAAUUACGGCUGGAUGACAUUCUUACAAUGCAGCGGUUUAGAGAAAAUAGCAUUUCAAAUAGGUUUAGCCAUAAUACUGCAUUUACUUUGGUCUGUUAUUUGUGUCUUUCCAUUUGAAAGGGUCUUUACGUGAGAUAAGUGUUUUAAGAACUUAUGGAUGCAUUUUUAAAAUGUUUUUUUCCCAAGUGAAGUUAAUUGUAUUAAUUUCAUCUUAAAGGAACAGUGGAUUUGAUUGCUUUCAGAUUUAGACUUAUCAAGGUUUGAUGUUUUUGUAUGUCUUCUAUUUUAUAGUUAUUUGUUCUACUUAAAUACUUUUGCUUAGAAGAUGUAUGUUUGGUGUUACAAAUUAAAUGCCCAUUGAGAAUUUUUUUUUAAAUUCUAAAAUUCAAUAUAUUUUGUUUAUUUUCUCUUGAGUUUCUGUUUCAGGUGGGAAAUACAGUUGAUUUUAUGAUGGCAACAAUGCAGCUAUUGCUAUGUUUUUCUAAGUUAUGAUGAAACCUGAGAUGUUUUCCUCUUUUGUUAAAACAUCUGCAUUGACUUUAUUCUUGUUGAAUUUACUCUAAGCUGAAAAGUUAUUUUUUUAUCCAUUUGUCUUUUUUCAUGUGGGUAUUUGUUUGAGAAGGUUUUUUAUUAUUUAGAAUAUUAGAAAACGUAUUGUUGUUAUAGCUUAAAUUUCACAUUAAGAUGUUUGUAGCAAAAAGCUGUUUCUAUAUAAUUCUUGGAUAAUAAAGUUUAUUUACCUUAA
Poecilia latipinna (sailfin molly) is the source of this 3210-nucleotide messenger RNA. Its product is annotated as oocyte zinc finger protein XlCOF6-like. Gene Ontology annotation, biological process: regulation of transcription by RNA polymerase II. The record is from RefSeq and is a predicted model, not a curated record. The transcript is spliced from 3 exons. Bases 276 to 2468 code for a protein of 730 amino acids. Gene Ontology annotation, cellular component: nucleus. Gene Ontology annotation, molecular function: RNA polymerase II cis-regulatory region sequence-specific DNA binding; DNA-binding transcription factor activity, RNA polymerase II-specific. NCBI's taxonomy places the organism in Eukaryota, Metazoa, Chordata, Actinopteri, Cyprinodontiformes, Poeciliidae.